This is a messenger RNA of Carassius gibelio (silver crucian carp), 2547 nucleotides long. RefSeq lists its product as uncharacterized. Gene Ontology annotation, molecular function: zinc ion binding. The record is from RefSeq and is a predicted model, not a curated record. The transcript has 3 exons. NCBI's taxonomy places the organism in Eukaryota, Metazoa, Chordata, Actinopteri, Cypriniformes, Cyprinidae. The coding region runs from base 243 to 1214 and encodes 323 amino acids.
CACGUCCUGAUUUUGCCAAGUCCUCGUUGUCCUGAGACCAAUAUUUUUUUAUGAUGACCCUGGGACAACAACUGCCUCAGCCAAUCAAAGUUUAUGACGUCAUCACUAUGUGCGCAGUGCAGAGUCCGCCAAAAUAACAGUAACGCCCCUCUUACAAAUUCAAAGAAAAGAAAAACUGUCCUGCAUCUGCAACCACCGUGAUACCAGAGAAGAUAGCAAGUAAAAAGAUUUCGACAUCAGAGAUGGAGGAAUUCAUAAAAACAACGGUCUACAAAGAGGAGCGCUUUAAAGGAAACAAAAAAGAGACUGAUAUAACAGUCCAUGUUUUAGAAAAGGAUUUAGAUGCCUGUGCAUUUAUACAGCAAAGACUCACUACCAUAAACACCUCCAAAGAUGCCAACUUCAGGACUGUGAAUUCUGCAAGUUUGCAAAAUCAAAAAAAUGGAUAUUUCUUGUUUUCAUGCAAACGGUCUGGAGCAUGCACGCAACAAAGUCAACGUGCCAAAGGAUGCAAGGCCUAUGUUUCCUUUAAAAAGAGGACAGACUGGCUCAACAAACUGGUUAUAGUCGAAAGGCUUUACACCAUUCAUUCAGGACAUGACCCAUCAAGUUCUUCUGAGGGCCACUUAGAAAACAUUAGUCAAGAGCUAGUCAAGCAUAUUCAGGAUUUAAUAUCUCUUGUUGUUAAACCAGACACAAUUCUCCUAAAAUCACAUGAGUGGUCAAAAGAACAAGGACAUACUGAUCUCAACAACCGAGCUUAUUUUGUUACCCCAAAAGAUAUUGAAAAUAUUCGCACAUGUAUGAUGCGAAAAAAUCAGCAACACAAAGAUGAUGCCACUAGUACCUCACGCCUUCUGGAGGGCCCUUUUAAAGACUAUGUUAUUUUUUAUCAGCCUUAUAGUCCUCAAACAGAUCUUGUCAUAGUUCUGCAAACACUGUCCAUGAGAGACAACCUUCAAGAAUAUGGAAGAGAUAUUGUUUUUAUGGAUGCGACACAUGGUGUCAACCAGUACGGUUUUCCUUUAUUUACAUUACUUGUCAGGGACAGUCAUGGUCAUGGAAUCCCUGUUACCUAUAUCAUCUUGGGGAAUGAAAAGCAAGAGACACUUCAUUUGGCACUGGAAGAACUGAAACCAACAUUUCCUGUACCUCCGAGGAACAUGAAUUUAAUAAGAAAUCUGAGAUGUUUCACUGCCAGUUUAAGAACUUAAAAGAUGUCUGCAAGUACUUCAGGAACCACUGGGAGACAAUUGGUCAUCUGUGGUCUAACUUCGGAAGAUGUUAUAAGCAUGGAGACUCUGACACAAACAAUCUAAUAGAACGGUAUUUAUAAUUUUUAUGCAUGUUUACUGCAUUAUGUAUUUUUGGACUUGCUAGUGUAUUUUGGAAGCUAGUGUAGUGUUUUGAGUAUUUAUUAAUUUGUUCAAAAGUGUACAUUGUAAUAAUUCCAACCUGUUGCUGCACUUCAUUCUGAUCAAAUUUUCCCCCUUAUAGUUUCUUCCACCGUUUAAAAUACCAAUUCCUCUGUGGCAUCCGCAAUCGUAGAUUGGAUCAUUUGAUUGCUGUGCUGCUGAACAAGACUGACAAGUACUUCAAUAUAAUACAGGAUUUGCAGUCUGUUGGGAGGGUCAGUAACCCUUUGAAAUGCAAAAUGGAAGAAAUAAAGCAAUCUGCUGAGAGGAUGCUAGAGAAUGGAUGGGCCAUGAAAAUUACCAUAGCUUCAAAAGAAACAUAUGUAUACAAUGUUCCAUCUGAGAAUAAUCCACAUAUAGUUUACUGUGUGUGUCCUGCAGAACAGUUCUGCAGUUGUGAAGCUGGUAAAAGGGCACAUACGUGUAAGCAUCUCUUUUUAUUAAGUCUUCUCACUUGCUGUGGUCCUGAGAAUUUUCCAGACAUGGACACACAACUGCAGGCCCAUGCCAAUAACUUGAUUCGAACAAAUAAGUAUAGCAUUACUGCAAAGCCUCAAAAAACAAUAGAGGUUGAAAGCUUAUUUGGAAGAGCAGCAUCAAAACCGUGUAUUGUGACAAGUAUAUGUGACUGCUGUACUUUCUCAUACCAUAAAAAAUGUGCUUGUCUACUGCUUGCGAAGGGACUUUUGAAUGAGGUGAUUGAGACAAAAUCAAGAAGUUCUAUGAACAAUUCAGUAGAGCCGAUACAAAAUGAAAUUGAGAAUGAAAGUGCAUAUGAAGAUAUGCGUCGUACAACUAUCAGGAAACUGGAAAGCGUACUGAAGAUUCUACAGACAUGGGAGAGAAUUCCAGAGGAUAUUGCCCAUAAAGUGAAUGAACUAGAAGUGCAAACAAAAGAAGAAAGUAUGAACAUUAAUGGAUUUGGGAGACUUUGUGAUGCAGACAUGUCACGUAAAAUACAUCUACUGUUUGCAACAAGAAAAAGAAAGACAGACAGAGAAACAAACUCAAAAACAAGGACAUCUGUCACAUCAAGUUUUCCUGUUAAGUCAAGAAGAAAACGCAGAGCAAACAGUGGGCCAAAAAAGUAAUUCAAAUAAAGUUUAAAAGAAAUGUUUUAUUCAAGUGCAUA